This is a messenger RNA of Xenia sp. Carnegie-2017, 2368 nucleotides long. Its product is annotated as transmembrane protein 26-like. The transcript has 4 exons. Lineage: Eukaryota; Metazoa; Cnidaria; Anthozoa; Malacalcyonacea; Xeniidae. Bases 130 to 1596 code for a protein of 488 amino acids. The record is from RefSeq and is a predicted model, not a curated record.
UCCAUUUGAGCAAAUUUCAGGCUUGGAAAAGGAAAGUAACUUUUAAACAUCGUUCGCAUCUCCGUGGAUGAUCUCAUGUAAAAGUUGGAUUUCCUUAUUCGAUGAUCAGAAGAGCUACGUUUUAUAUUUAUGGAACGAAUAUUCACGUAUAUUGCUGCGUUACUCAGUCGUUUGUUGUUUAUCCUUCAUGUCACUAUUACAGUCUGGUGGUUAACUUUAGUGACGAGAAACGAUAAAUAUUGGUACAUACUGGCGUAUUGUCUUGUAUUUCUCAUGCUAGAAACGAUGGUUACUGUAGUUUAUCGUAAAGGUCAUGAAUAUUUUUGGUUUUGUCCGAGCAUUUUCAUAUUCACAACGGCAGAGAUACCAUGUUUCAGUGCACUGCGAUUGAAAUUGGGCAGCUGCCUGAGAAUGAGCGAAACUGCUGACACAGAAAUUCGUUGUUCAACAAACUUAACAAAUAAUGUAGAAAAUGAGGUUGAUGGUCUUGGACUAAACAGUCUUUUUACUGAUCAUGAAAAGAUAGUGUCAGCAUUAGAUCAAACAUUUGUACUUUUGCUUGUCAUUGGUCGAUGGCUGUUACCAAAAGGUCAGAUGUCACGUGAGCAACUGUCGCAAUUAUUACUCAUCUAUAUUGCAGCAGCUGCUGACAUCGUAGAACUGACAGAAAUUUACGAAAUACGAAAUGUUUUAUCAUCUUCAAGCGUGGUGAACCUUCUCAUUUCCCUUUGGUCAAUCAGUCUUCUACAAUUCUCUGUUACAAUUCAAAAUGCAGAAACAAUUGCUCAGGACAUGGCAAACGAAGAAUUCAAACACGAGAAAGAAAGAGACAAUAACGUAAACGACGCGUCUGCUAUUUCUAAAAUUGAAAUCACAACCGAGAGAAGAUCAAAUCGUAUCGCACCAGCUCUAUACACCUAUAAACUAGCCCAGAGGAAAGCUUUAGAGAAGCAGAGAGAAAGACGAAACACGAUGGACUUAGAUUACUUGAAACCAAUAAACCAGGAAAAAGCACCACGAAGCACAAGUGGAAAUAUGAAUAAAAAAGAUAAAAUUUUGCCAAGGAUCCUAAAGGCUUUGAAUCGUUUUGAGAAUGUUGUUCAGAACUUCAUCCACUCACAUAUAGAUUUAAUUCAACUUCUUACACCAAUGCUACUACAGGAUGGACCGUUUUUAAUUUUACGACUUUAUCUUGCGUCAAAUUAUGACAUUAGUGACAGUAACAUGUUUGUAUUUUUGAUAGCAAAAAACGCUUUGGUUGUGAUGCUUCAGAUCUAUCGUAUAUGUGUAUUAUACUGUAAACCAAGUGAAUCCAAUGACGGCACCGAUGACGAUAUCUUUAACGAGACGCACGCGGUGAAAUUACGUAAUGUUCAAACUGCGCAUGCGUCUGUUCGCACAGCAACGCUGACCGUUCAGGCUGCGUCGAGAUUCAAAAACAGAAGAAAAAAAUCGAGAAAACAUUCGCUGACAAUACGAAACCCACUCACAACAUUCAAGAAAAAACGUCAUUUGAGUGUGGAAAACUCGACAGAAGAACAAGAGAGGAAAGAAGAUAAAAAAAAUCAAUUUGAAGAAAAUAAUCUGACUAUUUGAUGAAACAAAUAAAAAUUCGACUAUUAAAGACGAAGGCAUUGACUCGACUAUGAAAUACUACAAUGUAACCCGAACAAAGUAACAACAAGGAUUCACCAUCUUGAACCAUAUCCCAUUUACAACCAUAUACAAUAAACACUAAAUUACAAACUAAUGAUUGACAAAAUAGUUACUUGUGGUUUUGCAAUCCCAGACUAUAACUUACUUAAAUCCUUUGUAAAUACAUGUGUAUAUAUAUAUAUAUAUAUAUAUAGAUAAACCCUCUGAAUAAUUUAUAUAUUACCAAAACUAAGACAAGUUGUACAAGGUUUGUGAGCUCAAAAGGCAAAACAGUUCGUAGCGAGCAGUAUAAGUCAAAGAAACAUAAAAACACCAACGUUUUUGAGACGAUUUACACUGUAAAUGAUUUGCGCCUUGUUUACGUUUUGCUGGCAGGCAUAUUUUGUGGCGUGCGACAUGCAACAAUGGUUAACCUCUCUUCAGAUUAUUCAGCUUUCGCCAGCUAAACGUUAACAAAGCAAGUCAUUUAUAGUCUUCUGUAUUUUAUUCAACAGAACAAUGAAGAGUCCUAUAGAUGAAAAUAGCAAGGCUUAUGUAAGUCAAAUUUUCACAGCGUAGCAUGAGAAUAUCACAUCUCACAAAUCAACUCUUCAUUGGUCGUGAAAGCGCGCAAAAGGAUUGAGACUUGAUCACAAGUCCACCAUUAAAGUUUGAUGGAAAAAGUGUAAAAAAUUAGAAAUAAAAUUACGUGCAUAUCUAGUGCAGCAAAAAA